This is a messenger RNA of Spinacia oleracea (spinach), 1734 nucleotides long. RefSeq names its product probable glycosyltransferase At5g03795. The coding region runs from base 165 to 1565 and encodes 466 amino acids. The transcript is spliced from 3 exons. Lineage: Eukaryota; Viridiplantae; Streptophyta; Magnoliopsida; Caryophyllales; Amaranthaceae. Gene Ontology annotation, molecular function: glycosyltransferase activity. The record is from RefSeq and is a predicted model, not a curated record.
UACUGGAGUAGUCAAGAAUAAUAAUGCAUGUGCUUUUGUCAUAAAAAUAGACUCAUUUUAUCGAUCUUAAGUUUCAACUUGCACGUCUCUUGCUUCUUAAUUCCCAUAAUUCAUCCCUAAAUCUUUUUGUCUAUUCUCUCCUUCUCUGGCCCUUUCUCUCAAACAUGGCACCGUGGUCGUCGCCGUUGACACAAUGGUGUAACAACCUACGGCGGCGGAAACCGGCACCGUUGUCGGUGGUGCCAAUAGGAUUGGCUUGUGUAACUAGCUUUCUUAUCCUUUUUUACGUGUCAUUAACUUUUGAUAGCUGCUUCUUUCACCUUACCAAAAUUCAUGUUGACCCUCACCCUUCUCCAGUUGUAGUAGUACAACACCAACUUAAUAAUACUAUUAACGCUAACGAUGAAGAUCAUCCGAUCGUCAAUAAUGCUCAACCAAGUUCAGUAUUACCAGAGUUGACUCAGUUGACCUCUCCAUCAAAAGGUUCCACAGAGAGUAAACACCACAAGAAGAAGUAUGAAGAUGAAGUUUACCAUGACAAAGAAAUCUUCUACCAAAACUACAAAGAAAUGAAAACAAGCCUUAAAAUCUACAUAUAUCCUCACAAUAAAAAUGAUCCUUUUGCUAAUGCCCUUCUUCCAACAAAUGAUUAUUAUCAACCUAGUGGUAACUAUGCAAGUGAAGCUUAUUUCAAGAAUGUACUCUUCAAGAGUCAUUUCAUCACCAACGACCCGUCCGAAGCCGACCUCUUCUUCUUACCCUUCUCCAUUGCCAACUUGAGGCACGAUCAUAGGGUCGGAGUUCGCGGCCUGCCGGAUUUUAUAUUCAAUUAUAUGACCAACAUUACUCAAAAUUACCCGUACUGGAAUCGAACUGGGGGUGCUGACCAUUUUUAUGCUGCUUGUCAUUCUAUUGGUAAGCUUGCCAUGGAAAAGGUUGAUCAAGUGAAAAGUAAUGCCAUUCAAGUAAUUUGCUCAUCCAGUUAUUUUCUUACCAACUAUUAUGCUCAUAAGGAUGUUUCUCUCCCACAAAUUUGGCCUAGGCAUGAAGAGCCUCUAGAUCUUGCUUCAACUUCUAAACGGAAGAAACUAGCAUUCUAUGCAGGAACAGCAAUCUCACCACUACGAAAAGCAGUGGUCAAAACCUGGGAAAAUGAUUCAUCCAUCUCUGUCCAUGGCGGGAGGUUGAAAACACCAUACUCAGAACAUCUCCUUGGAUGCAAAUACUGCUUACACAUAAAGGGGUUUGAGGUAAAUACAGCGCGAAUAGGGGAUGCAUUUUACUACGGAUGUGUUCCAGUUAUUCUUGCAGACUACUAUGAUCUUCCAUUCAUGGACAUCUUAAACUGGAAGAGCUUUUCCGUCGUUAUAACCUCAUCAGACAUCCCUAAUUUGAAGAUAAUUCUACAGAGUAUAAGCCCUAAAAAAUACUCAAUUCUGCAAGCCAAUGUGUUGAAAGCGAGGAAGCAUUUUAAGUGGAAUGAUUCUCCUCUUGAUUUUGAUGCCUUUUAUAUGGUUAUGUAUGAACUUUGGCUUAGAAAAACCUCCAUUAGAGUCCUGUCUUAAUCAUGGAGUGGAGUCUUAGGCUAUUUUAGUUGAUUUAUAUUGUGAUUAAUUUAUCUUUGUAAUAAUAUAUAAAGCGGUAUCAAUAUCAUUACCUGAAACCUUUUGUGUUAAUAGUUCGGUUUAUUAACAUGUUCAAUCUAACUCGCAACAAGAACUUGCAAAAAGAUAA